Geosmithia morbida is the source of this 3165-nucleotide messenger RNA. RefSeq names its product F-box and WD-40 domain protein CDC4. Bases 1 to 3165 code for a protein of 1054 amino acids. Gene Ontology annotation, molecular function: protein binding. The record is from RefSeq and is a predicted model, not a curated record. Lineage: Eukaryota; Fungi; Ascomycota; Sordariomycetes; Hypocreales; Bionectriaceae. The transcript has 3 exons.
AUGACACACACACCUGAUAGUCCCUCUGGUGGCUCGCGGCCGAGCACGAACCCGUCUCGGAUGGUCUCGGUCAACAUCUCGGAGCCUGCUCAGGACAGCGGCUCCAGGCGCUUUCAACUCCAAAUGAGCGAAUGCGUCGAGACGAGGACUGUGACGACGACUACUCGUCUCACCCGCAAGUUCCCUCAAGUCUUUGACGCCAACCCUACUCCUCUCGCGAGCCUUGACGAAAAGGAAUUUCCUCUGGCCAUGAAACCCACUCCUCCCGAACUCUUGGCCUUCAGUUACAGCAUUGCUGCUCGCGAGGAGACGGACGCUGAGAAGAAAUCUCCCCAGCCGAAAGUCGAACAACUGCCAGCCGCACCCGACACGCCUCUUGCUGUCAAGGUGGAACAGCACGAAAGCCCGUCCUUCGGCCGCCUGUCUCGCCGGCCCUCUCGGUCCCCGUCCACCGCUUAUCCCCGACACUCACGUCAGACUCGAUCUGCCGUCGCCAGUGCAUCGGCUCCUACUAGUGCCGAAUCACUGUUCUGGACACGCGACCGAGGCACGCACACCAAGAGCCCUACUGAAAAGCUCAGGAGAAGCAUCGCCAACGACCCGGCCAAUACAGCGGAUGGCGGGAGCAGUCGACGGGAGUCGUUACGCCAGCAGCGAAACACUCCUGGAGUUCCCACAACCCCGAGCACGUCGGAGACGAUCGACUGUACUACAGGCCAGGCGCCAGCUUCUAGGCCGCGAGCCCUACAACUAGCGGCUUCUCGAGAUACAGCCGACCAGCGGCCGACCGGCCAGCCCGACGCUGCAGUCCCCAACGGCGCCACAAGCCCGGUCGAGAGUGAUUCCCAAAUAAUCUUUGGAAGUAACGUGGCUACGCCCCCAAUUACGGACACGGACGCCGAGCCCUUUGCAGACGGUGGAGAGUCGACUCGUCCAUCUGCGCGUUCCCUGCUGCAGACCUCGCGGGGCAGCGUCGACGCCUCGGCUGGCCAGGAUGUCAGCCUUCCUAGUCCCAGGCUUUCCCCAACCUUGGCUGCUGCUCGCCUCCACGACGCCGAUCCGGAAGGCGGGCGUGACAGUGGCCCUUCCAACUUCGACGCCAACACCUCGAGUCUUGCCGCCUGGGCGGAUGAGACGCAAGGGUCCGAGGGUGAUUCACUUGCCUUGGCUCUAGCCGGUACACAUAAUGGUGAAUCACGGUCCUUGGUUCGAGGCGAUAACGGCAAUUUCUCCUUUGUCGAACCCAGCAUGUUCCUGGACGCAUUCGAUUCUAUGAAGACUGAGAUGAAGUCGUACAUGAUGUAUCAACUUCUACGUCGCUGCGCCCGCCCAACACUGCGCGUCGUGGCUAAUGCGGUCAACCCGACUCUGAAGUGUGACUUCUUCUCCCACUUGCCUCUAGAGCUCAGCUACCACAUCCUCUCCUACCUUAACCACCGGGACCUUUGCCGCGCCGCACAGGUGUCCAAGCAUUGGCGGAACAUUGUCAACUGCAACGAGACUGGCUGGAAAGAGCUGUUUGACCGAGAUGGAUUCGUCCUGCCUCCGGGCGAGCUGUCCAAGGCCAUAUCUCAGGGAUGGGGCUGGCAAGACCCCGAAGGCGCGAACGGGUUCGAGCGAGAUCUGAGCAUGCACAACCGACUGACGCUGUCAGAGUAUGAGCUGACGCGGUCCCUUAAGCUAAAGCACAGCACCAGUCCGACAUCCAAGCCGAGGACCUCGAAGAGGAAGCGCAGCCUCAAUCCUUACCUGACAUCUGAGAGGUCAAAACGCCGAGUCAGCACGCAUGGCUCGCUAGUGCCGCAGGAUGACCGAGAGCAAAUCGAUCUGAGGCAGCACAAGAGUGCGGGACCCAUCUCGGCCGCGUGCUCAGCAGCAGCAGUGGUGCCGGAUCCUCAUAUCGGCCUGCCCACCCUGCGACAGCUGCACCUGUUCAAGUCGCUGUACAGGCGUCACUACAUGAUGCAGCAGAGCUGGACGAGCGGUAAGGUCAAGCCGUCGCACGUCGCCUUUGCGGCCCACCCUAAUCACGUCAUCACUUGCCUGCAGUUCGAUGAAGACAAGAUCAUCACGGGUAGCGACGACACUUUUAUCCACGUCUACGACACCAAGACCGGCAAGCUACGCAAGAAGCUUGUCGGGCACGAGGGUGGUGUGUGGGCGCUGCAGUACGAAGGCAACAUCCUCGUCUCAGGAUCCACCGACCGGUCGGUUCGCGUGUGGGACAUUGAGGCGGGCAUCUGUCAGCAGGUAUUCUACGGCCACACUAGCACUGUCCGUUGCCUCCAGAUCCUCUCGCCUACCCAGACGGGAACGACGCCGGACGGGCAGGCCAUCAUGCAGCCGGAGAAGCCGCUGAUCAUCACGGGUUCCCGGGACAGCCAGCUGCGGGUGUGGAGACUCCCCGAGGUGGGGUCCAAGCGGUACAUCCAGAACUCGCUCCCCACGCAGGAGUCGGAGUGCCCUUACUUUAUCCGGGCGCUGUCAGGCCACACGCACUCGGUGCGGGCCAUCUCUGCGUACGGCGACACGCUGGUGAGCGGGUCGUACGACAGCGUGGUGCGGGUGUGGCGCAUCAGCACGGGCGAGUGCCUGCACGUGCUCCACGGGCACUCGCAAAAGGUUUACUCGGUGGUGCUGGACCACGAGCGCAACCGGUGCAUCUCGGGCUCGAUGGACUCGCUCGUCAAGAUCUGGGACCUGGCCACGGGCGCGUGCCUGCACACGCUCGAGGGCCACAGCCUCCUCGUGGGCCUCCUGGACCUGAACGACGGCCGGCUGGUGUCGGCAGCGGCGGACUCGACGCUGCGGAUCUGGGACCCGGAGACGGGCCGGUGCAAGAACACGCUGAUGGCGCACACGGGGGCCAUCACGUGCUUCCAGCAUGACGGGCAGAAGGUGAUCAGCGGUAGCGAGAAGACUGUCAAGAUGUGGGACAUCCAGACGGGCGAGUGCGUGCAGGAUCUCCUGACGGAUCUCACUGGCGUGUGGCAGGUCAAGUUUGACGGUCGACGCUGCGUGGCUGCCGUCCAGAGGGACCAGAUGACAUAUGUCGAGAUUCUCGACUUUGGUGCCGUUCGCGACGGUAAACCCCCAGAAGAGCUAGGUCGACGAAUCCUCCUCAACGAGGAUGAAGCUCAAGCCAUGCUGGAAGAAGACCAGUAA